AUGCGGAGACAUGGGAGCUGCAAGGGCUGUUGUGUCUCCCUGCAGAAAAUGACCCCCCGGGAGCGGGUGGCCACCUCCAAGACACGUGGGGAGAAGUCCCGGCUGCCCACCAUCGCCACUGCCCGAGCCGACGUCGUCCCCGGGCGCCUGCCUGAGGCGGAAUGGCUUUCCCUGCUCGAGGCUGAACAGGGGGACAGGGAUGCUGGGGACAUCCUUGCAGAGCUCUUGGGCCGCGUGAUGGACGAGUGCACCAAAGCCGAUGUGGCUCGGCAGACUGUGGCCUUCACCGUGGGCCAGGCACGGGAUGCCCUCCUGCAGAUAGUCCAGUGGCGCUUCCUGGCGCGGGAUGAGGGGGAGACGGACCCCGAAGGAGAUGGCACCUGGCAGGAGGACGAGGAGCCCGAGCCCUGCGCCAUGGACUCCUGGGCGCAGGGCUCCGUUCCUGUCCUGUGCAUCCAUCUGUCCCCUGGUGAGGGAGAGGUCUCCAGCGUGCGGGCUCCAUGCCAGCAUGGAAGGCAGGACCCCCCCACUGCAGAUGAGGCCAGAGCUCCCCCCACGCAGACCCUGUGUCCCAGCCAGGUCACCAGCACCAGCACCGUCCUGCCCAUGCCAGGGCCGUCCUGCCCGGAGCUGCUGCUGGACAAGGCAGCCAUCGCUCCCCAUCUCCCUGACGGAAAACCUCCCUGCACCUGGCCAGCCCCGCUGUGCCCAGCCAGGCCACCAGCCCUCUGCCCGCCCCCAAGCCCGGCAGAGCCCCUGGGGCAGCCAGAGCAGGGACGGUGUCCACCACGGACCUCCCACGGGGACGUGGAGGGGAGUGGUGCAGCGGUGGUCAGCAGCCGCGUGCCACCGCUGACGCCUCCCUCCUGCACCACCCUGGUAUCAAUCCGGUCAGGGAGGCCCCUGCGCAGCAUGGGAGCGAAGCGAGAGGGGUCUGGCACCGUCCUGGGGGUCCCCAGGCGGGAUCCCAGCAGCCGGCCUGAGCGCUGGAUCAGGCCCCAGGUGGAGGUGCUGGACCCGGGCGCGGAGACCAAGCCGCCGGCACGUCCCCAGGGUGCCGGCAGGCGCAGCCGGGGACCGGAGCUGGGCAGCUGGCGGCUGCCCCGGGGGCUGGCCACCGCAGGGAGAGGACAGCUCCAGCCACCCCCCCUGGCAUCCCCACAGCUCCCCAGCCCCAUGCCCCGGCAGCUCAGCUCCUUGCUGGACUCCGCUCGGCUGGCCCCCGGUGUGACCGUCAGACGGGACGGCAGCGUGAAGCGUGGGCUCUGCAUCCCUGCGCACGGUGAGGAGAUGGAGGAGGCCAAGCGGGACCUGAGACCCAUCUGCCCCACUGUGCCCUUCCCGGCCAUUGCAGCCAGGCAGGUCACCGGCGAUGCCGGACUCCACGCACCGGCCGGACCCCGUGCCCCAGCCAUGGAGUUGCCGAGUGCCUGCAGCCACCCAUGCUGGUUCCUGCUCACGCUGCUCCUGGGGCUGCUCCUCUGGGCCAGGAGGAGACACGCCUGGGACCCCCGCAAGUGUCCCACCGAUCUGACUGGCAAGACAGUGAUUGUCACCGGAGCCAACAGCGGGAUCGGCAAGUGCGUGGCCCUGGACCUGGCCCGCAGGAAUGCCCGCACUAUCCUGGCAUGCCGGAGCCGGGAGCGGGGCCAGGCAGCAGUGGAGGAGAUCCGGGCGGCCACCGGCAACCCUGCGGUGCUGCUGCGGCUGCUGGACACUGGAUCCCUGGCCUCCGUGCAUGCCUUUGCCCAGGCUGUGCUGCGGGAGGAGAAGCGGCUGGAUGUGCUGGUGAACAACGCUGGCCUCACCGGGCUGCCCUUCACCAUUACGCCGGAGGGGCUGGAGCAGACCUUUGCCACCAACUACCUGGGACCGUUCCUGCUCACCAACCUGCUGCUGGACCUCCUGAAGGCGUCAGCGCCCGCCCGUGUCGUCAACGUCUCGUCCUUCCGGCACAGCGCAGGCACCGCCAACGGCCGCUACCUCACCGGGCAGGAGUGGCCUGGCGGCUUCGAUGCCGCCUACAACAGCACCAAGCUGAUGAACAUCCUCUUCACCACGGAGCUGGCGCGGCGCCUACAGGGCACAGGGGUGAUCGCCAACACCCUGAGCCCUGGCGUGGUGAGCACCAGCAUCAUGCGCCACUUCAGCUGGGCCAUCCGGGUGCUCUUCGCCCUCAUCCGCCCCUUCAUAAAGCAGUCAGCAGAGCAGGGGGCCAUCAGCACCAUUUACUGCGCCGUCUCGGAGGAGGUCUCGGGCAUCACGGGCAAGUACUUCGACAGCAACUGCAGGCUGGUGCUGCCCUCCAUGGCCGCCCGCAACACCGGCCUUGCUCGCAAGCUCUGGGAAGAGUCGGAGCAGCUGACAGGGCUCACUGAUGGCCCCCAGCACUGA
This is a messenger RNA of Haliaeetus leucocephalus (bald eagle), 2394 nucleotides long. RefSeq names its product chromosome unknown open reading frame, human C2orf81. Bases 1 to 2394 code for a protein of 797 amino acids. The transcript has 9 exons. Lineage: Eukaryota; Metazoa; Chordata; Aves; Accipitriformes; Accipitridae. The record is from RefSeq and is a predicted model, not a curated record.